Messenger RNA from Pseudophryne corroboree (corroboree frog), 3963 nucleotides. RefSeq names its product interleukin enhancer binding factor 3 (gene ILF3). The record is from RefSeq and is a predicted model, not a curated record. Gene Ontology annotation, cellular component: precatalytic spliceosome. The transcript is spliced from 20 exons. NCBI's taxonomy places the organism in Eukaryota, Metazoa, Chordata, Amphibia, Anura, Myobatrachidae. Bases 227 to 2902 code for a protein of 891 amino acids. Gene Ontology annotation, molecular function: double-stranded RNA binding; single-stranded RNA binding.
CUGGCGCUGCGGCCACUUCGUUCUGUCCCAUCUCACCGGCAUUUUACCAUCCGCUCGCGCCACUCGCUGGGAUCACGUGAGUGGGACUAGCCAGUCAGGCCGCAGCACCCGCCUCCACCCGACCGUCUUGCUGCGUAGUCAGGCCGCCUGCUGCCGAGCCGAUCUGUGACUUUCUGGGAAAUACCCCUGUUGAUUUAUAGUGUGAAAAUACUGAGGACCUGCAACAAUGCGUCCCAUGCGCAUCUUCCUGAGCGACGACCGCCAUGUCAUGGCAAAGCAUGCUCUUGUUUAUCCAACUCAAGAUGAGCUAGAAGCCGUACAGAACAUGGUGUCUCACACUGAAAGGGCACUGAAAGCGGUGUCGGACUGGAUAGACCAGCAAGAAAAAGUCAUAGGUGGGGAGACUGCGCCAUUAGUACCUGAAGCCACAGAGGAGAGUAAUGAAGAGGGCAAGGAGAGUAGUGACAGCAAAGCUGGAGAGAACUCCACCAGAACGCUCCGUGGUGUGAUGAGGGUUGGGCUCGUUGCCAAAGGACUACUCUUGAAGGGAGACUUGGAUCUGGAAUUGGUUCUUCUCUGUAAGGACAAGCCCACCAUUUCUCUUCUGAGGAAAGUGUCAGAUAAUCUUGUGGUGCAGUUUGUGACUGUCUCUGAGGAGGAUAAAUACGAAGUCGUACCUGACAUUCGAGAAGCCACAAUUGUAAUUAAAAAUACAAAAGAGCCGCAGCUUGUUCUUAACAUCCGUCUAACGUCUACUCUGGUCCGUGAGGAGGUGGAGAAGCUGAGUGCUGGAGAAACGAUAUCAGUCAGCGAUCCUCCGGACGUUCUGGACAGGCACAAAUGCCUUGCUGCAUUGGCGUCACUCCGACACGCCAAGUGGUUCCAGGCUAGGGCUAAUGGGCUGAAAUCCUGUGUCAUUGUCAUCCGUGUGCUGCGGGACCUGUGCACCCGUGUACCUACAUGGGAGCCCCUAAGAGGCUGGCCUCUAGAGUUGCUAUGCGAAAAGGCCAUUGGAACAGCAAACCGACCGAUGGGGGCUGGUGAAGCUUUCAGGAGAGUCCUAGAAUGCCUCAGUUCUGGAAUACUAAUGCCAGAUGGUCCUGGCCUGUAUGAUCCAUGUGAAAAAGAAGCUACAGAUGCCCUUGGACAUCUAGAAAGGCAACAACGAGAAGAUAUAAGCCACAGUGCACAGCAUGCACUCAGACUGACUGCAUUUGGCCAACUACAUAAAGUUUUAGGCAUGGACCCAAUGACCACAAAGGUGUCUAGAAACGGCAGAAAGCCAGAGCCGAUGAUUGAUUACACAGUCCAGAUUCCUCCCAGCACAACCUACGUUAUACCAGUCCUGAAACGCCCCAUAGAGGAGGACAGUGAAGACAAAUCGCCAAGUAAGAAGAAAAAGAAGAUUCAGAAGAAAGAUACAGAUAAGAGUGAGCCUCCACAAGCAAUGAAUGCCUUGAUGAGGUUGAACCAGCUGAAGCCAGGCCUCCAAUACAAACUGGUAUCUCAAACAGGACCAGUCCAUGCUCCCAUCUUCACAAUGUCUGUGGAGGUGGAUGAGAAGACUUUUGAGGCUUUUGGACCCUCAAAGAAGACUGCUAAACUACAUGUGGCAGUUAAGGUUCUGCAAGACAUGGGACUUCCCACAGGGAUUGAAGAGAAGGAAGAGGCGUCUGAGGAAACUGAGCAGAAGCCAAUAAUCCAGACUCCAGUUCAGACGGACAGUGCUCAGCAGGAUAGUGAAUCCCCAACAGACCAGACUGAACUUUCUAAGCAGCAAGGGCCUAUUAUAACAAAGCAUGGGAAGAACCCAGUCAUGGAGCUGAAUGAGAAGAGACGUGGCCUGAAAUACGAGCUAAUAUCAGAAACUGGUGGCAGCCACGACAAGAGAUUUGUGAUGGAGGUUGAAGUAGACGGCACUAAAUUCCAAGGCUCUGGCUCUAACAAGAAGGUUGCAAAGGCCUACGCUGCACUAAAUGCCCUAGAGAAACUCUUCCCUGACUACAGCAUGCACCCAGAGGCUCCCAAGAAGAAGCGGCCCCCAAUGAUGGCUAGGGGUGGGGGUCCAAGGGGUGGAAAAGGUUUUGGCAUGAUGUUCAAUGAAGUUCCCCCACCACAAGUAAUGCGUGGUCGUGGCAGAGGAGGAAUGAAUCGUGGCAGAGGAAGGGGCCGUGGCUUUGGAGGCAGUCCCGGGUACAUGAAUUCAGGUGGAUAUGGCGGUUAUGGUGGAAACUACAACUAUCAAACUUCAGCGACAGCUGGAUACAGUCAGUUUUACAGCAAUGGUGGCUCAGCCAACGCUAGCGGAGGCGGUGCAGGUUCUGGUGGCUACAGCUCAUAUUACCAGGGUGAAGGUUAUACAGCACCAACUCCUCCUAAACCAUUUGUGAGCAAGAAGCCACCGCCCCAACCACAACAGCCACCACAGCAGCCACCGGCACCACAACAUGCAGUGGCACCAGCCAAACCGGCUUACAACCAGGGUUACCAAUCGCACCAGGCACAGCCGCAGCAGAGCUACAACCAGAGCCAGUACAGCAGCUAUGGACCACCCCAAAAACAGAAGGGAGGCUACAACCAAGCAUCUCAGGGAGGUGCUAGCACCUCCUACAACUACUCUAACUCCUACAGCAGCGGGGCAGCCUCAGGUUACACUGCUGGAGAUGGUUCAGGUGGCCGAGGUGGCAGUUCAUACACAGCACCCAGCACUGGCUACAAUGCGGGCACAGCCUAUGGGACUGGUGCCAACAAUACCUCAUACCAAGGAUAUACACAAUCGAACUACAAUCAAGGUCCUGGACAAAACUAUACCGCCCCUCCGCAAGCUUUCCAACCGCCCCAAGGCAGCACUGGGAACUAUGGCAGAAACGUGGAUCACACCAUGAAUUACCAGUACAGAUAGACUGCCCCUUCCUCCUUUAUUGCCCAUACAUAACCCUCUCCCAAAGGAACAUCUAGCUUCUGUUACCACUUACUGGUUUUACAGCAUCUAUGGAGAGUUUAUUCCCCCACGUUGCAGUGCUUUUUAUUACGUGAUGACUCUGCUCUUUCCCAUGUACGUGGCAACAUGUCAAUUUUGUAUUGGUCCCUCUGUAUCUCUAUCACCUGUUGCCGCACCAGAAGGCCUGUUGUGCGUAUACUGUAAUUUUGGUUUUCAAAAAAAUGUUUUGUCUUUUUAUUUAAGUUAUGGUAAUGAGAGCUCACUAUGUGAUUGCUGCCAUGGCUCCCGGCAAUAUAGUAUGGUGUCCACAGGCCAUAUAAUGCUUGUCUGACAGUCAAUAGGAGUUCCUGCUGGAGCUGGUUCUGUAAGUGUAUAAUCCUGUGCUGGGGCGUUGGGUGGUUGCUGGUAAUAACAGUAGGUAACCUGUGGCUCUUCAGCUGUUGUGGGACCAGAUGUUCCAGCAUGUCCUGCCUGGUGUUCUCUAUUAAAAGGCACAAGUUGCCUUCUACAAUUGAUAGUUGUGUAUGCUGUCAGUUUUUCCACAGCUAGAGAGCCACAAGUUGCCUAGUGCUAGUUGUGAAACAACUUUCAGGUUCUUGUAGCUUCCUGUGAGCUACCUUCUGAUAUCCGAGCUACAGUAACUGUUGGCUUAUGAUUCAAUCAGUUGUCCCUUUCCUGAUGCUUCUAGUCUCUCGGCUGUCAGCCCCUAAUCUCAACAAGGAUUUGUAUUUGGCAUUAUCAGUUUCUGAGGUUUUUGGCCUGAGUAGUACACGCCUAUCUGCACCAGUUUUCCCAUUUAAAAUAAUUCUGUGAAGUGACUUAACAAGCUUUAUGUAUUUUAAUGCGUUUAACGUUUUUUCCUUUUUGCUAUUUUUGUGUUUUAUAAGUGAAGAUUUUAUUUUAAGACAGUGGGAUGUGUCAAAGGGUUUUUUUUUUUCUUGGUAUGUCUCGUUUCAUUCAGGCAGUAUCAGAGUGAGCCGAAACAUAGUUUAAAAUAAAAAAAAAUAAAAAUUGUAAAAAAG